CCCUCCUCUCAAGCCAACCUGCUGCCGCCUUUGUCGGCGCAGCCCGGCGCUAUGGCAUCCUGCUGGGGCUUCAGGCUCGGGCUCUUCCUCCUCCUCUUCCUCCUCCUCCUGGCCGGGAAGCGGCUGCUGCAGCGGCAGAUCCAGCCGUGACGGCCGCGCUCCCCGCGCCAGAGGCAGGCGGAGCCCGCAGAAGUGGAACGUGGUUUCCAGGCUGAACGGCAAAAUACACUUAAGCCAUGGAGUCCAACCAAGAAUCCUCACUCUUCCUGGUGAAGAUAUUGGAGGAGCUGGACACAAAGCAGAAUACUGUUUCUUACCAGGAUCUCUGCAAGUCCCUGUGUGCAAGGUUUGAUUUAUCCCAGUUGGCCAAGCUCAGAAGCGUGCUGUUUUACACUGCUUGCCUGGAUCCUAAUUUCCCAGCGACUUUGUUCAAAGACAAAAUGAGAUGCACUGUAAACAAUCAGCAAUCAAAGAAAAUCAUGGUUGCAGCAGAUAUAGUAACAAUAUUCAACCUCAUACAAAUGAACGGGGGAGUGGCCAAGGAGAAGCUUCCAGUUGCAAGGCACAGAGUGAAGAAGAAGGAAUCCUUCGAGUCCUGCAGGUCUGACACGGAGAUCUGCAAUAUGGCAGACUGCGUGCCUGACUGUGUGCCCAACUGCGAGCUCAAUGACCAGGACUUUAACCGGGGCUUUGCGGUCAGAAGGUCUUCGAAAUGCAGAAAGAUGGACUGCAAAGACUGUCAGCAGUUUGUCCCCUCCUCAGAGCCCAACUUCUUGCUUGGUGUUAGCAAGGACAUGAAGGGCCGGGCUGCGUCUCUGGACAGGCUGCAGGCGCUGGCGUCCUACUCCAUCGCCACGUCCCCACCAUGUGAAAUGCAGAGUACGUACUUCCCCAUGAACAUUGAAAAUGAAUCUAUUUCAGACCAGGAUUCCUUGCCUAUAAGUGCAGGCAUAAAAGAAACUUUCAUUUCAAAUGAUGAGCCGUUCAUGAUGCAGUCAUGUGUCCAGAAAAGAAAUAUAUUCAAAGAAGAUUUUCAUAAUCUGAUUACAAUAUCUCCCAACUUAAUCCCAUCCAACAAAACACCAGAAGAUGGACACAGAGAGCCUCAGAACAGGAAAGAAAGCUCUAAGCAGACUUUCUUCAACCACAGCUUUGAAAUGCCAUACAGCAGCCAGUACUUGAAUCCAAUUUAUUCUCCUAUACCGGACAAAAGGCGAGUGAAGCAUGAAAGUUUAGAUGAUCUUCAAGCUUCAACGUAUUUUGGCCCAACUACUGUUCUUGGACCACAGGAAACAAAAAAGUGGACUGGAAAGCCAACUAAGCAAACUGCCUGGCCAGCUAAAAGCUGGAGUUUAAAUACUGAGGAGGUCCCUGAUUUUGAACGUUCAUUUUUUAAUAGGAAGCAGUCGGAAGAGAACCCACGAUACCAGAGUUCGAGCAACCCAUCUCCAAACUUUCCUUCAGUUGAAAGGCAUCAGGCCUACCUAAAUGCAAAGGACCAGCAACCAAUUAUGCAGGCAAACUAUGCUGUGAAACCCAAUGGGCAUAAACCUAAGGAAAUUCCUUCCAUCUUAGAUGUGGAGAAACACGAGCCAGUCAAAAAGUUUAAGGAUAAAAGCAUUAACUGUACUUCUGUCCAGAUCUUAAGCAUUGACAGGACCAUGAGUGUUGGGACACAAACAGAACAGCAGGUUCUGGACCACAAGAAAUGCAAGGAUUUGUGUGCAGCAGGCCAAGCCAAGUAUGGCGAGCGGCACUCUCUGAAGCAGUCGGAUGAUGACUCUGAAAUCGUGAGUGAUGACAUCAGUGACAUUUUCCGGUUUUUGGAUGACAUGAGUAUCAGCGGGUCCACUGGAGUGAUGCAGUCCUCGUGCUACAACAGCACUGGUUCCUUGUCUCAGGUGCAUAAAUCAGACUGUGAGAGCUCACCUGAGCACAAUUUGACUAAGAUCUCCAAUGGGAGUGCCUGUAACAAACUGGAUAAAGUGGUCAGGGCUGAUGUCAGUAACACAGAUGAUGAACUGAAAACGAGUGUCUGCAAAUUAGUCUUGAGAAUUGGUGAAAUAGAGAAGAAACUGGAAUCUCUCUCAGGUGUUCGAGAAGAAAUCUCUCAAGUCCUGGGAAAAUUAAGCAAGCUGGAUCAAAAAAUCCAGCAGCCAGAGAAGGUCAGCGUACAAAUAGAUCUCAACUCUUUGACAAGCGAUGCCGCAUCAGAUGAGAGCAACUCCCCGCAGAUAUUUCAGUGCCACAAUACUCCUCACGGAGGCAAACUGGAGAAUAAUCCAGAAUGGUGCUGUUCAGAUGCCAGUGGAAGUAAUAGUGAGAGUCUUCGAGUAAAAGCCUUAAAAAAAAGUUUGUUUACGAGGCGAUCAUCAAGAUCAUUAACAGAAGAAAACAGUGCAACUGAAUCCAAAAUAGCAAGUAUUUCAAACUCUCCCCGAGACUGGAGAGCUAUUACUUACACCAACCAAGUUGGCAUUACAGAGGAGGAGAUGAAAGAGAGAGAUGGAGGAGAAAAUAAGGACUGGCACAGGAAAUCUAAAGAGGCAGACAGGCAAUACGAAAUCCCACAGCCACAUAGACUCUCUAAACAGCCAAAAGAUGCUUUCUUGAUUGAACAAGUCUUUAGUCCUCAUCCCUACCCUGCCUCACUCAAGUCACACAUGAAAAGCAACCCUCUCUACACAGACAUGAGGUUGACAGAGCUGGCUGAAGUGAAACGUGCCCAGCCAUCAUGGACCAUAGAGGAAUACACGAGGAAUUCGGGGGAUAAAGGCAAGAUUGCAGCCUUGGAUCUACAAACUCAAGAAUCUUUAAACCCAAACAACUUAGAGUACUGGAUGGAAGACAUUUAUACUCCUGGCUACGACUCCUUGUUGAAACGGAAAGAGGCCGAGUUCAGGAGAGCAAAGGUUUGCAAGAUCGCUGCCCUGAUCGCAGCGGCCGCUUGUACGGUUAUCCUGGUCAUUGUGGUUCCCAUCUGCACCAUGAAAUCCUGAGCCUGGGCACACACCUGUGACUCCCAGCCACGUGUGUCUCGGACAGCUCGCGCUGUGUGUCGGAUGGCUGCUGGCAAAAAUGUAAGGGAUUCGCUAAGGAACAAUGUUCCGAGGAUAUCCCGGUGGAGAAUGCUGUAAAUGAAGGCAGAACGAGGAACAACUAGAGAUACAUUUUUGAAAAAGUCCUAUUUUAAAUAACAAACUGCGCGGUGGAGUUAAUGGAACUCGGUUCGAUUUUUAUGCAUUUUUAAAAGUGCAAUAUUUUUUUUUUCCCUAAAGAAAUGAUAUAAUGUUUUACAGAAUCAGAGACUGAUGAGAAUCCAGGCAAAAGAGGAAGGUUGUCUGAGCUAUGUUGCAUUUAAAGGAGGUGUGGAUACAUGGAGGUAGCACUGUAUAGAAGGGAAUGUUCUAUAUGCAUCGCAUUGGGGAGCUAGGGAAGCCUUAACAGCUCUCUACAAUGUAGAAAACUCUGAAUGUAUUGUAUUUAUUUUAUAGUAUUUAUGUAUUUCAUGAUCAUUUGUUCAAAAGCAGACUGUGUAGCUGUGAACAGAGUUCAUUCCGAUGUUCAGAUUAAAAAGGGCUCUUUGUAUUUGGUCUUGCCCUAAGACCCACUCUAUCAUCACUGAGUACUUAAGUGCAAUGUGCUGCAGACCAAAAAGAUUAUGUUUUAAAGCAA
This is a messenger RNA of Hirundo rustica (Barn swallow), 3675 nucleotides long. It is a transcript of the gene MINAR1, whose product is annotated as membrane integral NOTCH2 associated receptor 1. Bases 237 to 2999 code for a protein of 920 amino acids. The transcript has 4 exons. Gene Ontology annotation, biological process: negative regulation of TOR signaling; negative regulation of cell population proliferation. The record is from RefSeq and is a predicted model, not a curated record. Gene Ontology annotation, cellular component: plasma membrane. NCBI's taxonomy places the organism in Eukaryota, Metazoa, Chordata, Aves, Passeriformes, Hirundinidae.